This is a messenger RNA of Verruconis gallopava, 2246 nucleotides long. RefSeq lists its product as uncharacterized. Lineage: Eukaryota; Fungi; Ascomycota; Dothideomycetes; Venturiales; Sympoventuriaceae. Gene Ontology annotation, molecular function: medium-chain fatty acid-CoA ligase activity. Gene Ontology annotation, biological process: fatty acid metabolic process. The transcript is spliced from 4 exons. The record is from RefSeq and is a predicted model, not a curated record. The coding region runs from base 150 to 1979 and encodes 609 amino acids.
GACUAACCUCCCCACGCUACCCCACAUAGGUGCAGCGCUUCUCCGCACCUAAGCGCAGCAAAGCAUGCCCGUUUCCCCGAGCUCAUCAUUGACAAGUCUUCUGUCGUGAAGCCUGUCAAUUGACAUGUCUCGCACCCGUAGACUAAGCGAUGGCAUGCGUGAGGCUGCCACAGUUAUUCUCAAGGCGCUGGAUCAGUGCUAGCACGUGGCGAACCUUUGUUCGUGGCGUUUUGACGCGAUCUUAUGCUGAGGGUCCUUCAGAGCCUUCAUUGCUUGAACAGACCGUGGGACAGCAUUUCGAGUCGAUUGUUUCGCAGCAUGGCGACCGUCCAGCUGUCAUUUCAAGACAUCAGCGACGAGCGAUGACAUACUACCAGUUGGAUCGCGACAGUAAUGCUCUAGCUCGCGGGCUUGCUAAUGUCGGGGUAAAGAAAGGAGAUCGCUGUGCGGUCAUGCUAGGCAACAAUAUCGAAUAUGCCAUAGCAACUUAUGCACUUUUCAAGCUUGGUGCUAUCUUGGUACCACUCAACCCUGCUUUUAAUAGCACUCAAGUCCUCUCAGCCAUGAAUCACCUCUCCGCCGAGCACCUACUCAUAUCGACUGAGACAAAUCUGCCUCGAAAGCCCCCUCGGUCUAAUCUUGACCUUCUGCGGAAUAUAGUACCAGAUCUGCAUAAUAAAAAUCUCGAAUCUCCCACAUUACCUUCAUUGAGGAAUCUCAUACUGGUGGACAACUCGAAUGGGCGUUUUGAGGCGGAAAUAAAGCAGCCGUUGAUGUCUACGCGCUCCUAUCAGGAUAUUUUGGAAGAUGGACAACCUGGAAAACCGUUAAAUAUCCAGAAUUUACGAGCGGAUGAAGUAGUCAAUAUUCAAUUCACUAGUGGGACGACGUCGAUGCCUAAAGCCGCAAUGCUGUCACAUCGCAAUAUCUUGAACAAUGGGUACUUAAUAGGCAAACGCAUGGGAUUGACACCAGCGGAUGUCGUCUGCUGCCCUCCACCGCUCUUCCACUGCUUCGGUUGCAUAUUAGGCUACAUGGCGACUGCAACACAUGGGUCUUGCAUCGUGUUUCCGAACGAAGCAUUCGACGCAGAGGCUUCUCUGCGUGCCGUGCAGGAAUACAAAUGCACAGCGCUGUAUGGAGUGCCUACUAUGUUCAUCGCAGAGCUUGAAUUGUUGGCUUCGGGAGUUGUGACUCGUGAAGGUUUCAGUCAACUGCGCACUGGAAUUGCAGCAGGAUCAUCGAUACCAGCAGAGUUGAUGCGCAAGUUACACCGCGAGCUGAAUUUGACGGAGCUCACAAUUUGUUAUGGAAUGACGGAGACUAGCCCCGUGAGUUGCAUGACGACAACAGAUGAUCCCAUUGAAAAACGAAUAGACUCGGUCGGACGAUUGUUACCACAUACGAAGGCCAAGGUCGUAGAUCCAAAAGAUUGGACGCGUAUAUUGCCAAUAGGUGAACGGGGUGAAUUAGCUACAAGCGGCUAUCUCGUUAUGAAAGGCUACUGGGGUGACGAGGCUAAGACAGCUGAAGUGUUAGUCCCCGAUAAUGAAGGCAACAUAUGGAUGCAUACAGGCGACGAGGCGUGCAUGGACAGUGACGGGUAUGUUAAAAUCACAGGCCGCAUCAAAGAUCUCAUUAUCAAGGGUGGCGAGAAUAUCCAUCCUCUCGAAGUCGAAAACUGUCUUCUUUCCCAUGACCACAUCAAAGAAGUUUCAGUGGUUGGACUUCCCGAUGAGCGCUAUGGAGAGGUCGUGGCUGCGUUCGUGGUUCGAAAGCAGGAUGGCGCAGGGCAGCAAUUGACCACAGAAGAUGUAAGAAACUGGGUGCGGAAGCAGCUGAGCCAUCAUCUUGUACCCAAGUAUGUAUUUUGGGUGGAUGAGUACCCUAAAACUGCCAGCGGCAAGAUUCAAAAGUUCAAGUUAAGGGAGAUGGGAAUGCAGAUUUUGCGGGAAGGAAAGGGUAAUGCUGCUUUUUAGGUACCUUUGAUCUGCUGAGUGCUUCAACCAAUCGAUUAUCGCUGACGGGCAGCACGCGUCUAUUAUUGCUUCAGGAUUGAAUGACUGGCUCUGUGAGGAAUAAGACAAGCAAUUAUUUGAAAGAUCCGUAUAUGUAUAUGGCCAAUGAGUUCCAAAAUAUGUGCUUUUCAGUUAUAUAUCUGCUGGAGCUGUUUUCCCUCAAUAUUCCACUGGUCUUCAGUUGAAGCUUUUCGGUCAAGUAUAUCCGGCGGCUAACUAAGAUGCGGG